AUGAUGGACCGCCCUACUGGACCGCCGCUGGGAGCUGCGACUCAGUCGACCGGUCGACCGCAAAUGGAGAACGGCGUGGGACGACCACCUGCUUUAAACACAGCUCGAAGAAUCCCCAACACCGCCAUCAGACAUGAGCCAUCGAACUCGUCCUUGUCUGCGCAGACGAGCAUUUCCGCGAGCGAAGUUGUGGCACUGGCGAGAGAGGCGAUGCGCAACGCCCUGGAGGAGAACCAAACAAAGGCGGCCGAGACCAGCGGGGUCAGUAAUGAAUUGAAGCCAGGGGUAACGAUCGACCUGAGCCAUAAGCAAAUACAAAGGUUUCCCGAAGAAGUGGUGGAUAUAAUAAAAAAUGAAUUGGAAAGAUUAGCAUUGUCACACAACCAGAUCUCCACAUUCCCCUCUAGGUUCUCGGAGUGCAUUUCGUUGCGAUAUUUGAAUGUUCGCAAUAACGUCAUUCGAGAUUUUCCACAAUCAAUAUGCCAAUUGACCUCGCUCGAAAUAUUAGAUCUCGGCAGAAACAAGCUCAAGGUCCUGCCGCCAGAGCUUGUCAAGCUGACGUCUCUGAAAGUCCUCUCGGUACAAAAGAAUCGCAUCGAGGCAUUACCACUGUGUUUGGCGGAUAUGACAUCUUUGCAGGUCCUUAAACUAGACGGUAACCCUAUUCGAUUUCCUCCCAAAGAAAUACUACAACCUCAGACGACGACCCCACCAAACGGACGGUUUAAGGAAAACGAAAUCGAAAAUUACGCAGUGACUGUACAGAUCAAGAAAUUUUUGAAAUCAAAAGUGAUAACCGAUAGAUCGGAAACGGAAUCUGGCGGUGAAGAGUCAAGUGAAGGGACAGAGACGCCACGGCCUAUGAAGCGCGUUAUGAGUGGGAGAUUUCCAAUCAAGGUCAACGGUACCGAUGUGCCUGACCUGCGGUCUCCAGCCUUACCACGACCGCCUCCGAUACCUUCGAGGUCUCAUUUUCGCGGCCUAUCGCAACAAAAUCCAGCGCUUCGGAGACCAGAUGUUAUGCCUUUGACAAUUGGGAGUUCGAAUGAAAGAGUUCGAAGUAAUAGUGAAGGUCUUGUUCAGCAAGUUCGUCCAUCGGAUCGCUCGAGAAGAAUGGGAAUUGUUUCUAGUUCAAGGAAAGCGUCGGAUCUGGGUACAGUUGACGAAUCCAAAUCAAAUCGACACAGCCAUUAUAGAGGGCUGAGUCACGGAUCUGCUAUGGCCGGUGCCAAUGGGGCUAAUGGAAACGGCAAUACUAGAAGUCCUGCCAGUCCUGCAGACUCGGGACAAAGAGCAACGUAUGUCCGGCGGCUGUCUAGUCUACCGGAACGAAAAAGAGAAUCGUCUUCGCCAGAUCCUGUGAUUGAAGGCGCGAAGGGAAUCCUGUAUGCACUCUUCCAAGUUCAUCCACUUAUACAGAACCUCCUAGGUCUUGCAAGGGAUGGUACGAAUAAGCGCACCAGUCUGGAACGAGUUUUCUACAAUGCUACCACCCAUGUGGAAGAGCUCGAUCGACAUAUCCAAAAUUACAUUACGUAUUCCGAGGAAGACGAAGAGGCAUCGCCACGGUCGAACGAAAAUGUACAUCGUGCGUGUCUUACGAGUGUUCAGGCUUACAUUCAAGUCCUGGGUCUUCUUUCCACUAAUGUUGAAACGCUACUUGAUAACGGCGACCCACGUUAUAUCCGCACACUGCUUCUCCUCAUUUAUGGAAGCGCAGCAGAAGUCCGGAAUGCCGGUGCCGAUCUUUUCAGACAUGGACAGGCGCAUAAGCCAAGAAUUUCAGAGGAGGUUGAAGUUGAUGAGACUCUGCGGUUCCCUCCGCGAGAUAAGUCCAUCACUCCAACUCGAGAAAGGCCUGGCAUCUCUCUGCGAGCCAGAAGUGCUACGGCAAUCAACACGAGCAAUUUACGUAUUGCUACUAGCGGUCAUCCCACAUCAUUAUUACAGAACGCAGGUCGAUCGGUAACAAUGACCAGCGCUACUCCGCGUUCGGGUGAAUCUUUUGUUUCCGGCACCUCGAGCGACAGGAUGAAUCGGAAUGAAUUUAGUGAGGAAGAUCAGUUCUUUGAAAAGAUUUACCUGCGCCUCAAAGAAUCCUCUGAAAUGGCAGUCAAGGCACUGCCUAGAGUCAGUAGCCAUUUCGUACAGGCUAUGAGGCAAAGUUCGCAAAAGUCCAAUUCUGAUGUUCCUCAAUUUUGGAGUAACUUAAUCCACAAAUGCACGUUAGCGCAGCAGACUGCAGAGAAUUUGAAACAGAGAUUAUCUCAGAUCAGGCUGAGAGAGCCUGGCGUGAGGACUCAAGGACCGUUUUGGGAGCUUUGUAGUGCAUUCGUAUACACAUAUACGGAUCUUGUGGUUGGGGUGAAGGAAGCUAAAAACAGUACGAGCCUGUUACCAGUGGAGGUUAUUCUUAUUCUACGGCCACUACACAUUACUAUCAAAGAAACGAGUCAGCUCAUCCAAAACUCACCAUGGUCAUACCUCGCCGGGCCGCAAAGCUCAAACGGUGUUGCCAACGGCUCAUCGUAUAUCGCUCGAUCACCAGCAUCGCAGAUACCACUACCCAUGACACCACAAAGCGCGGCCCUCGGGCCGGCUGUGCAAGCCACAGUUCCUUCCACUCCUCAAAGCGCUUAUCCAAUGUUUCGUGGAGAAGUAUAUCAACGUGCUGAUUAUAUGACCGGCUCUGUGGCCUCAUCCCGGACGGGAACCAUGACAUCGAGUGUAGGAUCGACGAGCUCAACAUUGAGCACCAACGACGGGACUAUGACGCCCAUAUCACUCAUAAGCCCAGGGAACUCAUUCAGUUCCAUGGGCUCAAGAUAUAAUACUAAUGAAAAGAUGGCGGUCUCAAACGGGUUUUGA
Molecule: messenger RNA, 2868 nt
Organism: Glarea lozoyensis ATCC 20868
Lineage: Eukaryota; Fungi; Ascomycota; Leotiomycetes; Helotiales; Helotiaceae
Product: L
Exons: 4
Coding region: 1-2868 (955 amino acids)
Molecular function (GO): protein binding
Source: RefSeq, a predicted model, not a curated record